Messenger RNA from Rhodofomes roseus, 676 nucleotides. RefSeq lists its product as uncharacterized. The coding region runs from base 46 to 537 and encodes 163 amino acids. NCBI's taxonomy places the organism in Eukaryota, Fungi, Basidiomycota, Agaricomycetes, Polyporales, Fomitopsidaceae. The record is from RefSeq and is a predicted model, not a curated record. The transcript has 2 exons.
AACGCUUUGCACAUGUGCGAUACUGGUUAGCACGUACGACCACUGAUGAGACGUGCGCACGCGGUGAGCAUGGUCUCUGUAGCGCAUAGCCUGCUUCACGCGCAAGAAUUCCUCCAACGGCUCUAUUGUGGACCCGGUGCAGCAUCUCAGAAGAUGAAUAUCCUCGGCAUUCCCGUAGGAGGCUUGGUCACUAAUACCGCGCACGAUGCUCGUCACCAGCGCCGGAGCCGCGAGAACGGCGUGGUGAUGUGUCUGAGCACAGCAGAACCACCAGCCUGUCCACCUGGCUUUGGCCUGUCUUCUGGAAUUCCUAGCACGCUCGUCCGCCUCAUGGCGAAUGGGCGAUGCAAGCCGACUCAACACCCUGAAAUCUUGAGGCAGUGGGAGCAUCCUGGAUCAGGCACGACACAUGGCUUCUGGAUGUUCGGAGGAGUCAAGAACGGUCGGGACCUAGCCAUAUGCACGAGAUAUCGUCUCAGUCUGCAUCGGGUCUGCAAGACUCGUGGUAAUGCACAUCUGGGGUCCGGCUACAGCUGAGAGUCUCAAUGGAAAGGAUACGAAGAAGAACUCACGAUAGUGCGCUUCGAGUUGAGUGUCCGCUGUGGACAUCAAUUGCGACGCCUUGGCGACUCCCUCCGACACAAUACCUUCCCUAUGAAGGCGGGAAAUCACAGCG